AUGGAUAGUACCAAAGCGGAUGUGUCUCAAGGUAGCGCUGACGACAAAAGCGCCAACCAGGACUCCGGGCAGAAGGACCGGCGGCAGGCGUUCGACUGCAACAUAUGUUUCGAGGAUGUCGUCGAGCCGGUGGUGACGCGCUGCGGACACCUGUUCUGCUGGGGAUGCCUGCUCAACUGGCUUAACCGGGGCAGCGACACAUGCCCAGUCUGCCAUGCGUGCGUAACCAAGGAGAACGUAGUGCCGCUGUACGGCCGCGGAGAGGAAAGCAAGGACCCUCGCUCGAAGCCCUCGGAGCCCAGGCCAGCCGCUGAGCGGCCGGAACCGCACCAGCACGACGAUCACAACAAUGUAGGCGCGGCGUUUGGCGGAAUCGCAAUAUCACUUUUCGCCCUGCCAAUCUCGUUUGUCAUGCCGUUUCACUUCAACGGGCACAUGGGAAUCGGCCUCACCAACUUGUUUACCGUGCUCACCAACACCGACCAGAUGACGCCAGAACAGAGGAGGGCGCACAUCAACUCCUUCGUGCUCAUAAUGCUCGGGCUCACGAUGAUCGCCUACAUCGUAUUGGUGAUGUGA
This is a messenger RNA of Babesia bigemina, 579 nucleotides long. RefSeq lists its product as hypothetical. Gene Ontology annotation, biological process: ubiquitin-dependent protein catabolic process. The record is from RefSeq and is a predicted model, not a curated record. Lineage: Eukaryota; Apicomplexa; Aconoidasida; Piroplasmida; Babesiidae. Bases 1 to 579 code for a protein of 192 amino acids. Gene Ontology annotation, molecular function: metal ion binding; ubiquitin protein ligase activity; ubiquitin-like protein conjugating enzyme binding. The transcript has 4 exons. Gene Ontology annotation, cellular component: endoplasmic reticulum.